Molecule: messenger RNA, 969 nt
Organism: Aspergillus affinis
Lineage: Eukaryota; Fungi; Ascomycota; Eurotiomycetes; Eurotiales; Aspergillaceae
Product: PHD finger protein
Exons: 1
Coding region: 1-969 (322 amino acids)
Source: RefSeq, a predicted model, not a curated record
AUGCUUCGAGCCCCACCUGAUAGUCUAGGCCCAUCGCAGCCAUCGACACAGCAGAAUAGCUCGCCGCAUCCUCAUUUCCACAUAGAACGCGAGUGGUCAAUGCGUCAUUUGCCAUCGGUAAAUAGUUUCUACAAGUCAAGUAGCGUUUCUGGGGCCGAGAAACGUCGGAUUUACGAUGAAUGGACUAGUCAGUAUCUCGUGUCGAACAACGCCAGUCUGGCUCGUACUAAACAUCAUUCAGGCGUUGGAAAACCACACAACUUGAUCUGCUCGCAAUGUCGCAAUCCAGAUGACUUGAUUCCUUGCGAGACCUGUUGCAGGUCCUACCACGCCGCUUGCCUCCAACGACUUGAAGGAUUAUUUCCUCCUAGGCCUUUUUACUGUCCGUCGUGUCGACAGAAUCAAUGGGAUCAAUCGGUUCAAUUUGACACGCCUCUUCCGUCGUCCAACGUGUCGCGGAGCAGCACUCCGAGCGUGCAUGGCCCCAGUAAAGUUAGUAGUCCUUCCGGCUACAGCGCAUUUCAUCAACAUCGGUCAAUACAAACGGUGGGACCCGGUCCUUGGGAGACUCCCAAUCUAUCUGUCACAUCUCCACAGCAAGUCCAACAGCUUCACCAAACGCCCUCUAUUCAACCAGAAUUACUUUCCCAGGCUAAGGAGUUUCUGAUGACCAAUGGAAACUUCCCGGCUGAUCAGGAGUUCUCGGUCGAACUGUUGUCGAAAUUAGGAUUCAUCAUGGCGGCUGUGGAGUCUCAAAACGCACUUCAAGCUGAAAAUCGGAAUUUGAGAGAGGAGAAUGCAAGUUUGCGAAGUGAUAACGCUAACAUGAGAGAUUACUUCAAUGCUAAACUACCAACGCGUGAGCCCAUGAUAAAUACUCAGGCAUGGGAAUGCUCAACAGAUAUCCCGAACACGACAGCCGAUCCAGGCGACAAAGCAUGGGACAGGAUCGUGUCUGAUAUGAUUUGA